AUGAACUGGCAGCAUUACCCGUCGCCUUGGACUCAAAUCAACCCUCGCGGAGUACUAGGCCCGGCGCCUACACGUCCAGACCAAGCCCACAUUGCUGGCAAUCUGCUGCAGCCUACUACGGACUUUGCGAGAGCCUUUAACACCAUGACCAUUGGAGACCCGGCUGCCGCAAACUGGUAUAUAGACUCAGGGGCCACUGCUCAUCUAGCAUCGACCUCAGGUAUUCUAGACUCUGUUCUUAAACAUAGCACCGGAAAUUCUGUUGUAGUUGGUAACGGUUCAUCCAUUCCAAUCACUCAUACUGGUUCUACUUCUUUGUCAUCACCAUCUCGUUCUCUCUCUUUGAAUAAUGUCCUUGUUGCUCCUAACAUUAUUAAAAACCUUAUCUCUGUUCGUCGGUUUACUAAUGAUAAUUGGUGUUCGAUUGAAUUUGAUCAUUUUGGUUUCUCUAUUAAGGAUCUCAACACCAGGAAGACGCUACUCCGCAGUGAGAGCAAAGGAGAUAUCUACUCCAUUCCUUGUUCUCAGAAUAAACCGACGAACUCACCCUCUGUUUUGUCGUUGCCAAUCCUUCUUUGUGGCACAAAAGACUUGGCCACGUCAAUAAUAAUUCUUUGCGUUCUUUGA
Brassica oleracea var. oleracea is the source of this 627-nucleotide messenger RNA. RefSeq lists its product as uncharacterized. The coding region runs from base 1 to 627 and encodes 208 amino acids. The transcript has a single exon. Lineage: Eukaryota; Viridiplantae; Streptophyta; Magnoliopsida; Brassicales; Brassicaceae. The record is from RefSeq and is a predicted model, not a curated record.